Molecule: messenger RNA, 1137 nt
Organism: Gilbertella persicaria
Lineage: Eukaryota; Fungi; Mucoromycota; Mucoromycetes; Mucorales; Choanephoraceae
Product: armadillo-type protein
Exons: 3
Coding region: 26-976 (316 amino acids)
Biological process (GO): peptidyl-hypusine biosynthetic process
Molecular function (GO): deoxyhypusine monooxygenase activity
Source: RefSeq, a predicted model, not a curated record
UUUUCUCUUUAUUUUCCAUCACACUAUGACUGACUUUGCCAACGUUGACUAUAGCCGCCUUGAAGCUUCUCUCUGCAACACUUCUGGCAACGUUCAACUUGCUGAACGUUUUAGAACACUUUUUACCCUCAAAAACAUUGCCACCGAACAAGCUAUCGAUAUUAUUGCUAAAGCCUUUAGCGACGAGUCUGAACUUUUGAAGCAUGAACUUGCUUAUUGUCUCGGUCAAAUUGGUAAUCCUCGUGCCAACCCUAUUCUUCAAAAAGUGUUAGAAAAUAUGAAUGAAGCCGAAAUGGUUCGUCAUGAAGCUGCUGAAGCUUUAGGUGCCAUUGGUUCUUUAGAAUCCCUCGAUGUGCUUGAAAAAUACUUGGAGGAUAAAAACGAGUCUGUUGUUCAAACUUGUGAGCUAGCUAUUGACAAAAUCAAGUAUGACAACGAUCCCAACAAUAAAGCUGAAAGAGAAGCCAAUAAGAGUCUUUAUAGCUCGGUUGAUCCAGCUCCCCCUACUGCCGAUACUAAAUCCAUCAAAGAAUUGGGUGAGCAACUCAUGAAUGCUGACCUUAAGUUGUUCAAGCGUUAUAGAGCUAUGUUUGCCUUGCGUGAAAUUGGUAAUGAAGAAGCUGUAUUGGAAUUGGCAAAGGGCUUGAAAGACAAAAGUGCCUUGUUCCGUCAUGAAGUUGCCUAUGUUUUUGGUCAAUUGCAACACCCUGCUUCUGUUCCUGCUUUGACGGAAUGUCUUCAAGAUAAGGAGGAAGCUCAUAUGGUCCGUCAUGAAGCUGCUGAAGCUUUAGGUUCUAUCGCUACACCUGAUGUUCUUAAGGUAUUGGAUUCUUUCAAGCAAGACAAUGAGCGUGUUGUCCGUGAUAGUUGCGCCGUUGCUCUUGAUAUGUAUGAAUACGAGACUAGUGGUCAAUUACAAUAUGCCAACAGUCUUGAAACUCAACCUCAAAACAUGCAUUCUCUUAAGCUUGCCUAAGCACGUUCACAUUUAGACAUCAUUACAUUUGUAUAUAAUAUUGAUAACCAACCCAAACCCCCCCCCCACUCUUUUUUAUUUUUUGUAUUUUAAUAAUUGAAAGAAAUGAAAUACUAUUUAUUUAAAUAGUUUAAUGAAGGUAGUACAGGAAGCACAGAGCC